AGGUCCCGUGCUGCGCUUCCGGGGCGGGGCCGGGAGGAAGAGGCUGAGUCCUAGUCCGGCAGCCUCGGCGGCAGCUAUGGCGAUUUUCAGUGUUUAUGUGGUGAACAAAGCUGGCGGCCUUAUUUACCAGUUGGACAGCUACGCCCCACGGGCCGAGGCUGAGAAAACUUUCAGCUACCCGUUGGAUCUGCUGCUUAAGCUGCACGACGAGCGUGUGCUGGUAGCUUUUGGCCAGCGAGACGGCAUCCGGGUGGGCCACGCAGUGCUGGCUAUCAAUGGUGUGGACGUGAAUGGCAAGUAUACGGCCGAUGGGAAAGAGGUACUGGAGUACCUGGGCAACCCUGCUAACUACCCAGUGUCCAUUCGAUUCGGCCGCCCUCGCCUCACCUCCAAUGAGAAGCUCAUGCUGGCCUCCAUGUUCCACUCGCUGUUCGCAAUCGGCUCCCAGCUGUCUCCUGAACAGGGCAGCUCAGGCAUUGAGAUGCUGGAGACAGAUACAUUCAAACUGCACUGCUUCCAGACUCUGACAGGGAUAAAGUUUGUGGUGCUGGCGGAUCCUAGGCAGGCUGGGAUAGAUUCUCUUCUCCGAAAAAUUUAUGAGAUUUACUCAGACUUUGCCCUGAAGAAUCCAUUUUACUCCCUGGAAAUGCCCAUCAGGUGUGAACUGUUUGACCAGAACCUGAAGUUAGCCCUGGAGGUGGCAGAGAAGGCUGGAACCUUUGGACCUGGGUCUUAGGCUCAACCUACAGCGGACCCCACCAAAUUCUUAAGAGAUCCUACAGCAGGAAUCCUGCGGUUUCCACUUUGAUGGAGAUCCCGGCAGCAUUGUUAGUGCACUUGAAAAUGGGAGGAUGCUGAGCCUGAUGACAUGUUCUGAUCCCAAGCCUUAAUACCAUUCUCUCUUUCCUCCUAUAUCUGUCAUGGUCCUACUUCCCAACUCUGUACAGAUUAUUUAUAGGAGGUAGGCCCAUAAAUGUUGUAAUAAACAUUCCUUUGAGCUCA
Cervus elaphus (red deer) is the source of this 1002-nucleotide messenger RNA. RefSeq names its product trafficking protein particle complex subunit 4 (gene TRAPPC4). Gene Ontology annotation, biological process: endoplasmic reticulum to Golgi vesicle-mediated transport. NCBI's taxonomy places the organism in Eukaryota, Metazoa, Chordata, Mammalia, Artiodactyla, Cervidae. Gene Ontology annotation, cellular component: TRAPP complex. Bases 77 to 736 code for a protein of 219 amino acids. The transcript has 5 exons. The record is from RefSeq and is a predicted model, not a curated record.